AUGUCUCGCUUUGAAAAUAAAGGGCUGAUACUGGGCGUAAUGGCAGGGGGUGCAAACCUGAUGCUGAUUUGGUACCGUAAGAUCCACAAGCCUGGUGCAGCUGUGCGUAUACCUGCGUUCCCAGAUGUAGGUAACAGGCUUAAUUCUGUGCACUUGCAAAAUGAAGCUUCUAACGAGCAAGGAACAGUGAUGGUUUUACACGGAAGGCAACUGCAGAUACUAGAAAAAUUGAACGGCUUGCUAGUAAGCGUGGACGAACUGAAGAGAGAGGUGAAAUUUCUGAAAGAAGCUAUCCCAAAACUUGAAGAGCUUGUUCGAAAUGAGCUUGAAGGGAAGGGAGAUGCCCAGAGAGUUAGCCCAUCGCACAGAGCAGCAAGGCGGAGAAAAGCUGAGACACCUUCUGGUGCAACAGAAACUACCAGCUCUGAGGAGGCCGAAAGUGAAGGAGGUUAUCUUACAGCUCAUACUGACUCUGAAGGAGACUCCGAGGAGGAAAGGGGAUGUAUGAAAUCAACCAAUGCCAGUGUGAAAUCAGAAGAAGAAGAGUUAUUUAAUCUUUUACAGCAGGUGGACAGUUUGCACAAGGGUUCAGAGAAUGAUAAAAAAGAGGCCUUCAGACUUCUGCUUGAGAAAGAUGACAAGUAUGAAAACUAUGUGGACUUCCUUUGGAGACUUGCACGUGCUUACGGAGAUCUGUUUGAUAUGACUACUGAUGCUGAGGAGAAGAGGAAAUAUGCUACUGAUGGAAAGAUUAAAGCUGAAAAGGCUGUUCAGCUGGAUGCCAGGAGUGCUGAGAGUCACCAGUGGUAA
This is a messenger RNA of Tauraco erythrolophus (red-crested turaco), 810 nucleotides long. The record is from RefSeq and is a predicted model, not a curated record. NCBI's taxonomy places the organism in Eukaryota, Metazoa, Chordata, Aves, Musophagiformes, Musophagidae.